AUGACACAUCAUCAAAACUCUCAAGGAAUCCAAACAUUGUUGGAAGCUGAAAAGAAUGCUGCAAGAAUCGUUCAAAAAGCUAGAGCAUAUCGUGUUCAAAGGUUGAAAGAUGCUAGAACUGAAGCAGCAAGAGAGAUUGAAGAAUUAAAGGAACAAAAAAAUUUGGAAUUUCAAGAUUUUGAAGCUGAACAUGUUGGAUCUUCGGAUCAAUCUUCUGUUAAAGUUGCAUCAGAGACAGAAGAAAAACUAAAAGCAGUUCAAAAGGCUUUUAACGAAAGUAAAGAUUCUGUCAUAGAUAAAUUAUUAUCUGCUGUUACUAAUGUUGAACCAAAGGUUCAUAUUAAUGUUACAGUUCGGCAAUGA
Funneliformis caledonium is the source of this 363-nucleotide messenger RNA. The record is from the annotation of a GenBank genome assembly. Lineage: Eukaryota; Fungi; Glomeromycota; Glomeromycetes; Glomerales; Glomeraceae.